This is a messenger RNA of Salmo salar (Atlantic salmon), 504 nucleotides long. NCBI's taxonomy places the organism in Eukaryota, Metazoa, Chordata, Actinopteri, Salmoniformes, Salmonidae. The record is from RefSeq and is a predicted model, not a curated record.
UAGAGAGAUGAUGCUGAAACGCUUAUUUAAUUUUCCCGUUCAGAGACGCACGGACGGCUCUCUGGGGGGUUUCCAACUCGAUCACCGACCGCACGGCACCGAGCGGUAGCCUGUAGCCCGCAUUCCGAAUCCUCGACCUAGGAAACGGCGAGAGAGGCUAGCGGGGAGGAAAGAGAGAGAUGGGAUCAGCUUCGUCGGUGUACCGAGUAAUCUACCUGGACGUCGAUGGCAGAAUUCAGAAGGUGGUCUUCAGCAGAUUCUGCAGUCCGUACGAUAUCAAAGAGUUAUUUUACACCGCUCUGGGUAUCCCAAGGAACACCACCUUGUCUCUGCUGGACUCCACAGGAGCCAUGGUGUCCAUCGACCCCACCAUGCCACACAACACCGAGAGGUCACCGUACAGCGUGGUGCCCCUGACUGGUGGACAGCUAGCUGGUGAGUCCUAGUGGGCCAGGGGGUUUUCACACGCUAGCUACGCAAAUAAACACGCAUGGCUGAUAAGCA